This is a messenger RNA of Alternaria alternata, 1318 nucleotides long. RefSeq lists its product as hypothetical. Bases 11 to 985 code for a protein of 324 amino acids. NCBI's taxonomy places the organism in Eukaryota, Fungi, Ascomycota, Dothideomycetes, Pleosporales, Pleosporaceae. The record is from RefSeq and is a predicted model, not a curated record. The transcript has a single exon.
UCCUACACCCAUGUACCCCGAUUCGAUCCACUUCCUUGAGCAGUCCGGUCGCUCUGAAUGCUUAUUCUACAGCAAGUCCGCGUGUCCUGAUGCUCCCGUCUUCCAUACCCUGAACUCAGAAGAGAAAGACUUGAAACAGCCUACCGAACUUGCGCAGCAGAUCAGCUCAGCACAGUGUACCAUCUUGGAGUCAAUCGACAUUCCACCCGCGAGCAUUAAGACCCGCAGCGAACUUCUCCCCCGAGUCAAAGCAAAUGACAUCCAAGUGACCGUUGGCCACUCAGUCUCAGCACUGAGUACCUCAUCCCUCAAAGUCGCCGACCUGUAUAUUUGUAACGAGGCCAGUCUUGACCCAGCACACUGCACCGUUCUACACACUCUCAACGAAUGUGUAGCCUUCCCAGGACCUUUUGCCUACCAAGCCAAGGUCAUCACGCAAGCCAAGGGCUCACUCUGCAAAUACUACACCAAGCCAGGCUGCAUGGACGGCGACUUAUACUUUAGCUACAUGUCGAACCCAACCCAAGAUGCACGGUUUAGUGGAUGGGGUGUAGAGAAGCUAGCUGGAGUAUGGUGUGGCGGCACCGGUGCCACCUCGACAGCCGACGUCAGCGCAGUCAACACACACGCCUCCAUCGAUUCCUCCACCGUCGUUCCCUCCAACCUGGCGAAGCGCGGUAACCCCUUCUAUCACUGGUCCACCUCCCCUGGCUCCACAUCCAUCUGCCGCCAACGCAACUUCGCCUUCUGCACCAACAACGCCGUCAACGCGCUGCACCAAUGCGUCAGCUUUGCUCCUGCAGAUCAGGGCCCGGCGUCCAUGAUCCAGUAUGCUGGGGUGUAUUGUAAAUGGUAUGCUGAUUCUGGAUGCGCGAGUGGGGAGCAUAAGGCGUACGAUUUCCUUGAUUCGCGCAAGGGGGAUGCUUAUGCGGAUGGACUUUCUAGGCUUUAUCGGAGCGUCAAGUGUGAAAAGGAUGCAUGGUAGACGGGCAUCGAGGGCUUCUGAGAGACUUUUGGGGGUGGUUUGGUUACUAUAUGAAUGAGGGUUAGUUGAAUGGGCUCGUCAUUUCAUCGUGCUCUGGUGGACGACAUGGUGGCUUCUCUAACUUCUUUGGGUACACAAUGAAUCUCUUAACAAGGAACGGAUUGAAUGUGCUCUAUCAUUCCUGUUGUGAGGAUCAAGUCGCCUACGCACUAUUUGUUCUCCUCACUGCUCUUUCAUGAUGUUGGAAGGCUUGAGGGUGAAUUAGUGGGUGAGAGAGUCAAAGGAGAGUCGUGAGUGAAAAGCGGAAGGGAGAAGGAAGGAAAGCUGUAGCAG